GACACACCGAUCUCACUCUAAUCCUCUUUCUCUCUCUCUCUCGUGGCGAAACCCUCGACUUCGAGAUCGACAGGACGCUGAAACCCUACCCCGAGAUGAACAACUACCACAUCUACGUGGUGGUCGGCAAAGGAAAGCACUCGUUGGUUUAUAAAGGGAGAAAGAAGAAGACGAUUGAGUAUUUUGCGAUAAAGAGCGUGGAGAAAUCCCAGAGGUCGAAAAUUCUUCAUGAAGUUCGGAUGCUUCAUUCUCUGAAUCAUCCAAAUGUACUGAGGUUUUAUUCUUGGUAUGAAACCACCGCUCACCUUUGGCUGGUUCUAGAGUAUUGUGUUGGUGGUGACCUCAUGACAUUAUUGAAACAGGACACACAACUUCCUGAAAGUUCCAUCCAUGAUUUGGCUUUUGACUUGGUGAAAGCUCUCCAGUUCUUGCAUUCGAAGGGAAUUAUUUACUGCAAUCUAAAGCCGUCAAACAUUUUACUGGAUGAAUUUGGAUUUGCCAAGCUUUGUGAUUUUGGAUUGGCUAGGAGAUUAAUUGAUAUUGAAAAGAAUACUAUUGCUGCGCUGCCUCAAUCAAAGCGUGGAACUCCGUGUUAUAUGGCUCCUGAGUUGUUCCAUGAUGGAGGGAUCCACUCUUACGCUUCUGAUUUAUGGGCUCUGGGGUGUGUGCUAUAUGAAUGCUAUACUGGAAGGCCACCUUUCACAGGGACUGAGUUUACCCAGUUAGUGAAGUCAAUUAUUUCGGAUCCCAUACCAGCUCUCCCAGAUAACACAUCCAACUCAUUUGUGAGCCUGAUCAAUGCACUUUUGGUCAAAGAUCCAGCUCAAAGAAUAGAAUGGACUGAACUUUGUGAACACAGUUUUUGGAGAACCAAGGUUGCUUCUGUAUCUCUACCUACUCAGCCUGCAUUCAAUAAUAUGGUUCAAGUCUUACAUAAACCAUACCUGUCAGAUAGAAAUGGUGAUAAAAUUUCUCAAUCAAGAACUCCUCAAAAGCGGCAAGAAAGCAAGAUGAGAGCCCAUAAACAAGAUGAAAGUUCUCGUUCUGGGAACAAAGCUAUUGAAACGCCAGUUAGAAAUGCACAGAAUAAUAGGAAAAAUAAUUUAAAACAUUGUGGGAAACUUGACACUGCAAAGGGUUUAAAUCUUGUUAGGAUGUCAAGGAUGGCCAAGCUGAAUUUACAGAGAGAGAACGAGAAAGAGAACUAUAGACGUCCAACAGCAGAGACAUGCGAUGAUGAUGCCGAAGUAAAAAUUGAGAAUAAUGAUAUGGAACUUGAUUUUAAUGAGAACCCUGAAGAUGAAGUAACUGAUGAUGCUGAUGGAUCUGAAAAUUCUUGCAUUAUAUCUGCUGAAUUACAAGCUGAAAAUACUGAUAAAAAGAAUGAAGAGAGAGAACAAAAUAUGGAUCACCCAAGUAUCGCCGCUGAUGAUGAAUUAGUUGAUCAUAAGAAACCAGAACAAGACACUUCUUCGGAGCAUCGCGAUGUGACUGCUACCCCACCUAGUGUCUGCAGUAGGAAUACACAGCACGUCAAGACAGUUGCUGAACCUGCAACUGAUUCAGAUUCUGCUGGGUCAUCCACUAAAUUAUUUGAAGUUUUUUGGCAUCCAUCAGAUCUUGCAGUAAAGCCAGUGAUGCCAAGUAGAAAAGGUGAUAGAGCUGCAGAUGCUAUUCCAAAUCUUCCUUUUGAAUCUUUUUCUCCAAGUGAUUAUGGCAAGUUGCCAGCAGAAAAAAUGAAUGCACUGAAUGGUAAGAUAAUUCAUGUGUUAAAUGGAAGUUCUCAUGUUUUAGAGAAGCAGAAUAUCAUUAGAUACUUAGAAAUUUUAAGUGGAAAUAGUGACGCAGCCAAUAUAAUUAUUAAUGGGCCUGUGAUGUUGUCGCUUAUAAAAAUGCUGAGACUUUCAAAAAUAUCUACUCUGCGGGUUCAAAUUGCUUCAGCAAUGGGCCUUUUGAUUCGGCAUUGCACCUUUAUUGAAACCGAACUUGCAAAUUCUGGUAUUAUAAAUUCACUGAUGGAUGGCUUAAGGGACAAGCAUGACAAAGUAAGACGAUUUUCUAUGGCUGCUCUUGGGGAGUUGCUUUUCUAUAUUUCUACUAAAAAUGAACACAACUGCAAUGAUGGAGAUACUGUUGAAUCUCCAUCGAAGGAGAUAAAAGCUACAUCUUGUUGGCAGGUUACAAGUUCUGUCAUUGCACUGGUCUCAUCCAUCUUGCGCAUGGGAGAGGAUGAUAUAGCCCAGCUUUAUGCUCUAAGAACAAUUGAAAACAUUUGCAGUCAAGGAGGAGAUUGGGCAUCUCGUUUUGCCAGUCAGGAUGUAAUUGCAAAUCUCUGUUAUAUAUACAAGGCGACAGGAAAACAUGAAAAUACAAGGUUUAUUGCUGGAUCUUGUUUAGUACGCCUUUGUCGUUUCUGUUCCUCAUGCAUACAGUAUGUGUUUGAGAAAUUGCCGCUCAGAGAUGUUGCCUCUGCUUUAGUUAAGGGAAAUCCACGCGAGCAGCAGAUUAGUUUAAAUCUUCUCAAUAUGUCAAUUUUAAGCAUGCAAGGGUUGUCGAACAUGAACAGAAAUCUUCAUUCCCUGGGGGAAGAAAAACACUUGGUGCCAGUUCUUUUGUCACUAAUUGAGCAAGGGACUGAAAUUUUACGAGGAAAAACUCUUAUGUUUGUGGCUCUUCUUUGUAUUAACAGCCGUAGAUGGCUUUCUCAGUUUCUUGGAAAUGUUAAGUUGCUUUAUGCAGUUGAUAGACUGGGAAAAGAGAAGGAUGGGUUUAUUCAGCAGUGUAUGGAAUCAUUUGUGUGUUUAAUUGUUACUACAAUUCCAGGUAUUCUUGAAACUGUGUCUGUUGAUAUGCAACAGAUGAUGGCUGGUAAACGCCAUGGGCCUACUGUUGCUCUUGCUAGCCGGGGUAACCCAAAGAGCAGUGCCAAUGUACUUCCAGUGAUUCUUCAUCUUCUUGGAAGCUCUUCCUUUAAACAUCGGGUAGUCAACAAUCAUGUCUUGCUCCAGUUGACGAAUCUGAUCAAACUUUUAGAGAUACCUUUUCAGGGAAGAGAAGAUUUUCAAAUUACGUUGCUUCGAGUGCUUGAAACAAUUAUAGAAGAUCCUUCUGUUAUUCUAGAUGGCCCCACAAUAUUUACAGGUAGGAUUCUUCCUAGCCUGGCCAUUAUAUACAAUGGCAACAGAGAUGGAGAUGCCAGGUUUUUGUGCUUGAAAAUUUUGUUUGAUGCAAUGGUUGAUAUCUUUGAUGAUCCUUCCUUAUAUAACAUGGAGCAAAUAUUGGAGGACAUAAAGUUGAUAUCUCGAACUUAUUUCCUUCCUCUUUACCCUGCAUUGAUUGAAGAUGAAGAUCCAAUUCCUAUGUAUGCCCAGAAGCUUCUAGUAAUGCUGAUUGAAUUUAACUAUAUAAGAGUAUCAGAUAUAGUGGAUCUGAAAGCAGUUACACGUUGCUUUGGAUUUUUGCAUGGUGACCUUUCAAAUGCUAAUGUGAAUGACGUAAAACUUUGUCUAGCAUUAGCUUCUGCUUCUGAGACAGAAACUAAGCUUCUGUCUCAAUUACGAGUGGCAAGAAAAAUAGGAAAUCUUUUGGAAUUUGUGAGUGCAAAGGAAAUGGAGGAUUUUCUGGAACCAACAUUACAACUUUGCAAAGCAUUUAUUUUGCGGGGUAUUGGACAUGAGAAGGGUGUAGCCCUUUGCAAAGAACCAUCUCUUCUAUGCAAUAAUGCCUUCAACAUGAGUAUUGCUGUUGAUCAGCAGCACUGCAUCAAGGAUGUCUGUGACUUUGCCAGUAACCUCAGUGUCUUCCUGGACUUGUUAAGGAACCCGAAAGCAUCAGUUGUUGAUUUGUCAUCGGAGUGUGUGGUCCUGCUGCUUAAAGCAGCACCACGAGAAGCCACCACGGGCAUUUUAACAAAACUUCAAAAAAUCAGCAAACUUAUGGAAUUCUUAGUUAAUAAUGCCUUUGGCAUACAUAUUCUUCGUCUUCUGUAUGCUCUUGCCUUCUCUUGUAGGCAAUACCUCUCCCAUGCACUGAUUUUGUCAAUACCGGCAUCGGCAAUUUCAAGUAUAGAAACCCUUCUUUUAACUCUUAAGAACUCAGCUAUUCCUGGAAUCCAAGAGGCUGCUGUGAAUUUAACACUUGAAUUGCAACGGCUCCCUCGUCGCUUAUGAGAUUAUUUCAUACUAGAUAAAUUUGGUGAGCCUUUAGUGGUCUGUUUUGUCACCGAUGUUAUACUUAUUAUCACUGUUCAUCUUGGCUUCAGGGAUGAUGACAUGGCCAUUUAUAGUUAGAUUACGUAUUGUAUUUCAUCUGAGUUCAACUUGCUCAUUAGACAUACGACAUGUCAAUUAUCUUUCAUAUGUUGAUCUAAAGAUCUACAAAUUCUCAUCA
Messenger RNA from Zingiber officinale, 4389 nucleotides. Its product is annotated as serine/threonine-protein kinase RUNKEL-like. The coding region runs from base 96 to 4169 and encodes 1357 amino acids. Gene Ontology annotation, molecular function: microtubule binding; protein kinase activity; ATP binding. Gene Ontology annotation, biological process: protein phosphorylation; cytokinesis by cell plate formation; phragmoplast assembly. NCBI's taxonomy places the organism in Eukaryota, Viridiplantae, Streptophyta, Magnoliopsida, Zingiberales, Zingiberaceae. The record is from RefSeq and is a predicted model, not a curated record. The transcript has 10 exons.